GACAUCUAUAAACGAGACAGUAAGGUUCUGUUUGUUUAUAUUGUGCAAUUCAAGAAGUAUACUUUCGAAGUCCAUCGGAAAACGUUAAUCCAACGUCAGAAGUAUCCCGCCGCCAAGAUGUCUGCUCAAUACGAUGUUCCGACGUAUCUGCUAGACAAGGAAAACAUCCGCGACACUGUUAUUCGUAUGAUGUUCGCCUUCGACCAAGGUGCUACGUUGGUCUUGGUGAACAGAGUUUAUACCCCGGAGAUCAUUCUAGACUACGACACGCUACUCAUUGGCAAGGGAAUCGAGAACAUCGCAAGUUCCGAAUGGGCCAAGAGGCUCGAAACUAUGCAUGAUCAUUUUGAUACGACGCAACACAUUGUGCAGAACCUUCUAGUUGAGUUGCCGCAACCAGGAUCAGCGCCGAGGCCUGCCCGCUGCACCGUCUUCGCCUACGCCCAUGGGUGGUUCUAUAAGCGUGAUGGGGAAGGAUGGCCUCGUACGCUUGGUAAACGCAAUGGAGCCAACUACGAGUUAGAGCUUGUAAGAAGUGAUGAUGAAAAGGCUAAAGGAGGAAAUCCUUGGAGAAUUACCAGACAGAAGGUUCGUUUAGAUUUUCAAGAUUUGGGUGCAUAAAGCUUGCUGAACAUAAAUAUUCACGAUUGGUAAUGGUCAAGAAAAUCUAAUGUUCCUCAAAUAUCCUAUUGUAUUUUGACCAAAUCCAUGUACUCCAGCUAGAUGGUUUGAACUCUAAUGCUUUAUGAACUUAGGAUGCGAAAUGACCAGUGGCUAAAAGAAAUAGUAAAAACUGCCUGAGUUAAUCCGAAUUACUACGAUUUAGAUGAUGCGACAUUAAACUGGAAGCCAAGCAUUCUUUCAUUGGAGAUAGAACUGGUUUUUAAGACUGAAGUUAGACUUUUAUUCAAUGUGUGUAAUGUGUUCAUGA
Truncatella angustata is the source of this 931-nucleotide messenger RNA. RefSeq lists its product as uncharacterized. Bases 118 to 621 code for a protein of 167 amino acids. The transcript is spliced from 4 exons. NCBI's taxonomy places the organism in Eukaryota, Fungi, Ascomycota, Sordariomycetes, Amphisphaeriales, Sporocadaceae. The record is from RefSeq and is a predicted model, not a curated record.